GUCCCGGUGACUCCCCGGUCCGCCCGCCCUUCCGCCCCGCGCAGCCUCGGGCCCUGGGCUCGGGAACCGCUUCCGGGGCGGCUGCUCUGCCGCUGACCCGGCGCGACCCGUGACGCGCGGCCCGGGCGGAAGUGCGGGCUGAGGAGCCCGAGUCCCUCCCGGAGCAGGUCUCCGGCCCGGCCGGCGGCUGUGGGCGAUGGCGACCCUGUGGGGCGGCGCCGUGCGGCUCGGCUCCCUGCUCGGCCUGUCCUGCGUGGCGCUGUCGGUGCUGCCGCUGGUGCCGCUGUCAGCCGCCGCCAAGAAUUUCGAGGAUGUCCGAUGUAAAUGUAUCUGUCCUCCCUAUAAAGAUAAUUCUGGACAUAUUUAUAAUAAGAACAUAUCUCAAAAAGAUUGUGAUUGCCUUCAUGUUGUAGAUCCCAUGCCUGUACGGGGGCCUGAUGUAGAAGCAUACUGUCUACGUUGUGAAUGUAAAUAUGAGGAAAGGAGCUCUGUUACGAUCAAGGUUACUAUUAUAAUUUAUCUCUCCAUUUUGGGUCUUCUCCUUCUGUACAUGGUAUAUCUUACUCUGGUUGAGCCCAUACUGAAGAGACGCCUCUUUGGACACUCACAGUUAAUACAGAGCGAUGAUGAUGUUGGGGAUCACCAGCCUUUUGCAAAUGCUCAUGAUGUGCUGGCCCGCUCUCGCAGCCGAGCCAAUGUGCUGAAUAAGGUUGAGUAUGCCCAGCAGCGCUGGAAGCUUCAAGUUCAAGAGCAGCGAAAAUCCGUCUUUGACCGUCAUGUUGUCCUCAGCUAAUUGGACAUCACAUUCAAGGUCACAGGCAUAUACCUGGAAAAGUUGAGUUGUCCUGGGUUUUGUUUUAAUACCCUAUUGAUUUUAUCAACUCUUACUGGAAAGUUCAAAACUGGAAGCAAAAACCAUGCUUGGUAUUUUCUUUUCUUGUUAAUAUAUUAAUAGAUACAUUUUUAAAAGCACAUGUCACAAAAUCAACCAGUAAACCUUUUCCUGUUUGUGACUUUUACUAAUAAAAAUAAGUCUGCCUAUAAAUUAUCUUGAAGUUCUCUACUUGGAACAAACAUUCUUUUUCACCCACAGUUGUAUUUAAGUUUUCAAGAUAAUUUUCAGGAUUUUUUUGGGGGGUGGGGUGGGGAGGUGCAGUGUUCAGCAGAGAAAGGGAAGGAAGUGCUUGAUAUAACUUUUCUUAAGUCACUUUACUAAGCAAACUUUGUAAAUAGAUUUUACCUCCUAUUUUCAAAUUUCAUUUAUAUCUUACAGCAUACCCAGCCUCCUCAAAAACCUGAUUUAUCCAUUUGGAUUUUGCACUGACAUAUUAUAUCUAGGUAUAUGGCUGGCUAGCCUGUGCUUAUACUUCAUGAGAAACUGGAUCUGAAAUAUGUGGUGGCUUUUCACAAAAAUGCAGAUUUUCUCUAUUACUGUGAUGUCUGAUGCAGUGCAUCCUAGAACAAACUGGCCAUUUGCUAGUUUGCUCCAAUGACUAAACAUAGUCUUGGUGGUAUAGUCGUUCUCAUCUUCUUCUAGUGUCUUUAAGGAUGAAUCCCAAGGACUUGGACACUUGCAAUAAAGAAAUUUUGUUUUAAAACCCAAGCCUUGAUAGAUGACAUAUACAUAUCUAUCAGCAUUCUGGCCACACUGCGAGGCAGCCUUGUCAACUUUAGUAUGUGUGACUUUGAAUUAGAACUAGAGCUCUGAGUGCCUCUCUCUGAAAGGUAUAACAGUUAUUAGAUAACUGGGUUGUUUUUUUUCUUACUAUGUCUUCUUUUGAAUGUAACAAUAAAAGUAAUUUUUGAAACAUCUACCACUAUA
This is a messenger RNA of Erinaceus europaeus (western European hedgehog), 1822 nucleotides long. RefSeq names its product TMEM9 domain family member B (gene TMEM9B). The record is from RefSeq and is a predicted model, not a curated record. Lineage: Eukaryota; Metazoa; Chordata; Mammalia; Eulipotyphla; Erinaceidae. The transcript is spliced from 5 exons. The coding region runs from base 197 to 793 and encodes 198 amino acids. Gene Ontology annotation, biological process: positive regulation of canonical NF-kappaB signal transduction. Gene Ontology annotation, cellular component: lysosomal membrane.